This is a messenger RNA of Odocoileus virginianus texanus, 1924 nucleotides long. RefSeq names its product calcium homeostasis modulator family member 4 (gene CALHM4). NCBI's taxonomy places the organism in Eukaryota, Metazoa, Chordata, Mammalia, Artiodactyla, Cervidae. Gene Ontology annotation, cellular component: plasma membrane. Gene Ontology annotation, molecular function: monoatomic cation channel activity. The record is from RefSeq and is a predicted model, not a curated record.
UCAGAAAGGGCGAGAGCUGAUUUGUGAAGGAGCUUCCCAAGAUGAGCCCAGCUCUCCGUGACAUUGUAUCCUCUCUGCAGAGAAGUGGAGCCUUUAUCAACACUCUAAUUGCUGCUUUGACCAUCGGUGGGCAACAGCUCUUCUCCUCUUUCACAUUCAGUUGUCCCUGUCAGGCUGGGAAAAAUGUCUACUACGGUUCUGCUUUUCUGGUCAUUCCUGCCUUAAUCCUUCUGGGUGCCGGCUUUGCUCUGAGAAGCCAGACGUGGACAAUCACCAGUGAGUACUGCUGCAGCUGCGUCCCUCAACUCCGGAAGAUCAGCCUCCUGGAGCGCAGGCUGGCUUGCCUUCACUUCUUCGGCAUCACCGGAAGGGCACUUGUUGCUCCAUUAACGUGGCUGGCGGUGACCCUGCUGACGGGCACGUACUACGAAUGUGCGGCAAGUGAAUUCGCGUCUGUGGACCAUUACCGAGCGUUUGACAACAUCAGUGCGGGCGAACGGCAAGAGAUCCUAGCCGGGUUUCCAUGCUGCAGAUCAGUUCCAUCCAAUAUGGCCCUGGUCAGAGACGAAGUAGCGCUGCUACAUAGAUACCAGUCACAGAUGCUGGGCUGGAUUCUGAUCACCUUGGCAACCAUCACUGCCCUAGUCUCCUACUCUUUGGCAAGGUGCUGCUCACCCCUCACCGCCCUGCAGCAUCGCUACUGGACCAACCACCUCCACAACGAGAGCGAGCUCUUUGAACAAGCCGCAGCACAGCAUUCACGGCUCCUCAUCCUGCAGCGUAUAAAGAAGCUAUUUGGCUUCAUUCCUGGAAAUGAAGAUGUCAGACACAUCCAUAUUCCUUCAUGUCAGGACUGGAGAGAGAUGUCAGUCCCCAGCUUUCUCUGCAUGGGUAAUGAUGUGCAAGGUAACUACAGCUUCCUUGGAGGCAGGGUGGAUGAGGAUAAUGAGGAAGGCAGAUCAGGAGGUAUUGAAUUAAAGCCUUAAUCAUAGCACCUUUCACAAUUCAAAUAUUUUAUUUUUAUGAGGACAGAGUUUCCAUGUAAUCUCUUCAUCUUUUUCUCUCUCUUCUGAUAUUUAUGUCCGUUCAUCUGAAAUGCUAUUUCUGAAAUCAAUCUGAUCAUGGUAACAAUUUCUCAUUUUGAAAUUUCAUUGAUGGUCUUGUAGUGCAUAUAUUGGUCUGAUUUUUUUUUUUUACAAAAAUGAAAACUGUAGUCAUAUCAAAAUUUGGAUCCUAGUUUUGUUACUUAGUAGCUGUGCAAAAAUGAAUAUCUUUUGAGUGCUGUUUUGUAUCUGCACUCAGAUAGCAGCUACUUCAGAGCUUUUGUGAGGACAUAUAUGACAAAUAUGAUAAUACAAGCUAAGUACUCAGCACAAUGCCUUUCAUAAAAUAAGUGCUCAUAAAUGAUAUUUUUGCCCUUCCUCUUUGCAUUGCUUGUCUUUUACCAUUAUUUUCGCUAUCUCGAAGUUUUGUUUUUAAAAUUUUCUACCUCUGUAUAAUACGCAGCUUCUUUUCACUGUUUCUUCCUCUUUCUUCAAGCUUAAAUAUCUGACCUUUUGGGAAUCAGGAUAAAAAAAAAAAAAUCCCUUUCUAGACUGUUACCAUGUAGGGGGAAGCCCAGGCAAGACAGUCCUGAGUCAUCUUGCCAUACCCAAGGAAAGAUGAACACAUAUUGUAUCCUCACCAGUGUCAUAAGUGUUAUUUGUGGCACCUCCAUAGUGGAAACAUUUUUACAGCUAUGAUAUAGAAAGUUUAUUCUAGAAAGUUCCGCCUGUGUCCCACUACCAGGACACCAUCUAUGUCUUUUUGUUAUCACACCUUUGUACUCAAAAUCCAUUUUAGGAAGGGAGGCUGCAAGCUAUAUUUGUAGAUCCAUUAUCUAAACUCUAAAAGGGAAGACCUACCUACAUUUUUACUUCUAAUA